UCCUCCUCCUCCUCCUCUCUCUGUCUCUCUCUGUGGGCACGCGGGCUUCGCCUCUCUUGUUGUGGCUCCGCUUCAUCCUCAAAGUUCAGCCCCGCAGUCAAACCAUCAUAUUCGGCAAUAAUAGCGACCAGGUAUGGCAGAGUCUCAGGAGGACAAGCUUUACAAGGCGGAGUACGCCAAAAGCGGCCGUGCAUCGUGCAAGAAAUGCAAAGAAAACAUCGCCAAAGACUCGCUGAGGAUGGCCAUCAUGGUGCAGUCACCCAUGUUUGAUGGGAAAGUCCCCCACUGGCACCACUUCUCUUGCUUCUGGCAGCGAGCAGCAGCUCAGUCCACAGCUGAUAUCGGUGGAUAUUCGGACCUCCGCUGGGAGGACCAGGAGAAGGUCAAAAAGGCCAUCGAAAGUGGAGGAGCAACAGGAGGAAAAGGAGACCAGAAGAGUGGAGCUAAAGGAGAGAAGACGCUGAAUGACUUUGCGGUUGAAUAUGCCAAGUCAAACCGCAGCACGUGCAAAGGCUGUGAGCAGAAAAUCGAAAAGGAUCAGAUCCGUGUAUCCAAGAAAACUGUGGACCCGGAGAAGCCCCAGUUGGGCCUGAUUGACCGCUGGUACCACACGGCGUGUUUCGUGAGCCGUAGGGAGGAACUGGUCUUCAAGUCUGAAUACAGCGCAGCCCAGCUGAAGGGUUUCAACGCACUACGAGCAGAAGACAAGGAGGAACUUAAGAAGAGGCUCCCUGCUGUGAAAACUGAAGGGAAACGUAAAGCUGACGAGGUGGAUGGCGUGUCCAAGAAACAGAAGAAGGAGGCAGAUGACGUGAACAAAAAGCUGGAGGAGCAAUUAAAGAAUCAGAGCCAGCUGAUUUGGGGAAUCAAGGACAAGCUGAAGAAGUAUUGUUCAACCAACGACAUGAAAGAGCUGCUGAUUGCAAACGGCCAAGAGGUUCCCUCUGGAGAAUCAAAUGUGGUGGACUCCCUGGCCGACGGCAUGGCUUUUGGUGCCCUCGAGGCCUGCAAGGAGUGCAAGGGCCAGCUGGUGUUCAAGGGUGACGCUUAUUACUGCACAGGGGACAUCUCAGCCUGGACAAAGUGUGUGUUCAAAACCGCAACGCCCGUACGCAAAGACUGGGUCAUCCCCAAGGAAUUCCACGAAGUUCCCUUCCUAAAAAAAUUCAAGUUCAAGGCACAGGACAGAGUUUACCCAAAGGAGGCUCCCACCCAAACGCUCACCGCAGCCAAAGCAGAACCCUUGGCCAGCGCAUCCAGUGCCCCGAUGGAGCGACUACCAGAGGGAGCACCUGCAGACAAACCACUCACUGGUAUGAAACUGUUGGCUGUGGGCAAGCUCAGCAAGAACAAGGAUGAUCUGAAGGCUGCUGUUGAGGAGAUGGGUGGAAAGAUUACCGGCACAGCCAAUAAGGCUUCUGUCUGCCUCAGCACCAAGAAGGAAGUGGAGAAGAUGAGUAAGAAAAUGGAGGAAGUGAGGGACGCUGGUGUGCGUGUGGUCUCUGAGGAUUUCCUCACGGACAUCAAGUCGUCGGGUAAAGCCCUGCAGGAGCUGGUCUCCCUGCACGCCAUCUCCCCCUGGGGGGCAGAGGUCAAAGUCGAGUCUCAGGCUCCAGCUGCGGCCUCCAAGUCUGGAGCGAUGGCUGCCAAGAGCACAGGCAGGGUGAAGGAGGAGGAAGGUAGUAGCAAAACCAAGAAGAUGAAACUCACAGUGAAAGGAGGAGCUGCUGUGGAUCCAGAUUCAGGUCUGGAGAACAGCGCUCAUGUCCUGGAGCAGAGUGGGAAGAUGUACAGCGCAACGCUUGGCCUUGUGGACAUUGUCAGGGGAACCAACUCCUACUAUAAACUGCAGCUGCUGGAGGAUGAUGUACAGAAACGGUACUGGGUGUUCAGGUCAUGGGGCAGAGUGGGUACCACCAUCGGAGGCAACAAGCUGGACAAGUUUCACGACAAGAACUCCGCCAUGGACAACUUCCUGGCUGUCUACAAAGAGAAGACAGGCAACAACUGGGGCGCCUCCAACUUUACCAAAUAUCCCAAUAAGUUCUAUCCCCUGGAGAUUGACUAUGGACAGGAUGAGGAAGCAGUGAAGAGGCUGACAGCGACAGCCGGCACCAAAUCGAAGCUUGCCAAACCCGUCCAGGAGCUGAUCAAGACGAUCUUUGAUGUAGAGAGCAUGAAGAAGGCCAUGGUGGAGUUUGAGAUCGACCUCCAGAAGAUGCCCCUCGGAAAGCUGAGCAAGAGGCAGAUUCAGAGUGCCUACGCUCUCCUCACUGAAGUACAGCAGGCUGUGUCAGACUGUCUGCCUGAGUCGCAGGUGCUGGAUCUCUCCAAUCGCUUCUACACCCUGAUCCCUCACGACUUUGGCAUGAAGAAACCUCCCCUGCUCAACAACCUGGACUACAUCCAGGCUAAAGUUCAGAUGCUGGACAACCUGUUGGAUAUUGAAGUGGCAUACAGCCUGCUGAGAGGAGGAGCCCAGGACAAUGAGAACGAUCCCAUCGACAUCAACUAUGAGAAACUCAAAACCAAAAUUGAGGUUGUUGACAAAACUACAGAAGAGGCUCAGGUCAUUCUGCAAUACGUUAAGAACACCCACGCUGCUACACACAACACGUACACACUGGAAGUGCAAGAAAUCUUCAAAAUUGUUCGAGAGGGAGAGCGCCAACGAUACCGUCCGUUUGAGGAGUUGCACAAUCGCCAGCUACUGUGGCACGGCUCUCGCACCACCAACUACGCUGGUAUCUUGUCUCAGGGUCUUCGCAUUGCCCCUCCAGAGGCUCCAGUGACUGGUUACAUGUUUGGCAAAGGUGUGUACUUUGCCGACAUGGUGUCCAAGAGUGCAAACUACUGUCACACCUCCCAGUCAGACCCCGUAGGUCUCCUCCUGCUGGCCGAGGUUGCCCUUGGCAACAUGCAUGAACUGAAGAAGGCUUCCCACAUUACAAAAUUACCUAAGGGCAAGCACAGCGUUAAAGGUGUGGGUAGAACCGCUCCUGAUCCAAGCGCUGCUGUCACUUUAGACGGUGUGCAGGUGCCUCUGGGAAAAGGAGCCCACACUAACAUUGAUGACACAAGUCUACUGUACAACGAGUACAUUGUCUAUGAUGUAGCGCAGGUAAACAUGAAGUAUCUCCUGAAGAUCAAGUUUAACUACCAGACGUCCCUGUGGUGAGAGGGCCUGUUUCCGAAUCCUCUUCAGUGAAAACAAAGACCACUGUUGCCUCCGAACGCCCGGGCUUCAUUCCCUGCAAUAGAAGAUGUUUGGCAAAGGAGCAACGCUAUACCACACUUUACAGCGGUCAUUGGAAAUCUCUAGUCACUUUAUUGCUUUUACAUCAGGUUUACUAGCUGGCAGCCUUCCUCAGUAAUCCUUUAGGUACUUCAAUACCUACUUCAGAGAAGACGGACACACAGUUCAGUACAGUGGCUGAAGCAUGGUGCAUAUAACAUAGAAAGGUUUGGGUUUAGAAAUGAACAUCAGGAAAUGUAGUUUUCUGUCUCAUGCAGUCAUCUUUGAUUUCAGAAGGAUCUUCAUUCUUUAAUAAAUCUGUAGUAAAUAAGGCAUAGUACUGCAAACUUAGGAGUUUUGAGUUAUGAUCAACCAAUCUGCAAACAUACACAAAGCAAUGUUCAUAUUUUGCUAGGGUUCCUAAGUAAAAUAGCCAGUAAGAUAAAACAUUUUGUGGACUGUCUGGUUUAAAGAUACUGUACAAGGAUUGACAUGUAUAUAUGUGUUUUGUUGUUCGUCCCUCAAACCGUCUUCCUUGCC
Larimichthys crocea (large yellow croaker) is the source of this 3775-nucleotide messenger RNA. RefSeq names its product poly (ADP-ribose) polymerase 1 (gene parp1). Gene Ontology annotation, biological process: protein poly-ADP-ribosylation; double-strand break repair. Gene Ontology annotation, molecular function: NAD binding; NAD+ poly-ADP-ribosyltransferase activity; zinc ion binding. The transcript has 23 exons. Lineage: Eukaryota; Metazoa; Chordata; Actinopteri; Sciaenidae. Bases 134 to 3178 code for a protein of 1014 amino acids. The record is from RefSeq and is a predicted model, not a curated record. Gene Ontology annotation, cellular component: nucleus; nucleolus.